CACUUCCGGUAUUAAUUUGAGGAAGUAAAACGUUUCGAGCAUACGCGAGAGAUAUGAGAGCGGGUGGUGGGUGUAAGAUAACCACUUUUAAUGGAAGUCUUAACACCAAUUUAUGAUCGUACAUGGUCUGUAAACUGAUAGCCCUGCAAAAGGUCGCCGUUGAAAGGAUUCUGCAGUCAUGUCCGGCAGGAGGUGGUCCAAGCUUUCCAAGCGAAGGUCCUCAGUGCAAUCCCUGAUAACCCCACAGGAUGACGGCGUCCACAUCUACCUCUUCUGGAGCCCCGAAGGAGAACGUUAUUUAUCGCACACGGCUGCGAAGCAGGUCACCGCAGAGGAGCUGUGCAUUUUAGCCGCAGAGGCUGUCGGGAUAACGCCUGUAUUCCACGUGUUGUUUGCUCUGUAUGACCCCUUGUCACGCUGCUGGUACAGUCCAAAUGACAUUUUUCACCCAGAGGAGGGGUCCUGUCUCAUUCUUCACUACCGAAUGAGGUUCUACUUUCGCAAUUGGCAUGGACUGAAUGACAAAGAGCCAGAUGUAACUCGCUUCACUGUCAAAAGUCAGACGCAUGCCGAAGACGACGGCGGACAAGCGCUGCUGGAAAUCAAAUCGGGCGAGUAUUUAUUCGCCCAGGCUAAACACGACUUUGUUAAUGAACUCAUUCCAAUGGAGAACAUGAACACAGAAGAGGAGCUAAGUCGCCUUAAAAGCGAGAGCUUGGGAAUGGCCAUGCUCCAUCUUAUGCACCUGGCGCUGCAGACUGGCAGCACCUUGCAGCGGGUUGCAAAAAAAACCAGCUUUGUAAAAUGCAUCCCCAAGUCUUAUGCCAAGCACAUAUCAGAAGACAGAUUUGUGACAAAGAUGAGGCUGUGGUGGAUAUUUGAGCGAUCCAUGCGCACCUACCAGCACCGCAUGGACGCAAAGCAGCCGGACGCGAAGGAGAUUUUCUGCAAGUACGUCCAUGCUCUCGAGUGCUUGGCGCCACGUUUUGGCAGUGAGACCUUCGCCGCGCGCCACCUGAGGCUGAGCGGGGACGACGAAGCCACAAGCGGCCAUGCUUCUUCCAUAGGGGACGGCGGGGCCUCAGCUACGCACAAGCUGAUGGUAUCUGCCACCAAAGGCCUUCAGUGGCGGGAAGCAACCAACUGCGAGAAGGCCAACAACAACUGGAUCGGCGACUACGGAAGGAAAACAAAGCGGCCCAGCCAGACGAGCGAAGCCGCUCCCGUUGAGUGGACCCCCUUCUGUGAUUUCCCAGACAUCAUUCACAUAGGGCUCAGUGAAGCUAAUGUUUGCAUUAGCACUCAGGACAACAAAUGUAUGGAGGUUGAGAUGAGCUCCGGCCAGGAGGCCCGCUCCUUCAUCUCCCUGCUGGAUGGAUACUACCGGCUGACUGCGGACGCCCACCACUAUCUUUGUCACGAGGUGGCGCCCCCUAGGGUGCUGCUGAGUGAAGCUAAUGGACUGCACGGACCAAUCCAUGAUGACUUUGUGCUACACAAACUAAAAAAGGAGCAAGCGGAAGAAGAAGCUUGCCUCGUACGCUGGAGUGUCCUCAACUAUCACCGGCUCGUCCUGGCCGUGACAAACAAACCACAGCAGAACGGAUCGACCAGCAGCCAAAAGCUGUUUUGCAUCCAGCAUAAAGAUUCCGUCUUCUCGCUGGAUGGCUGGCAGGAGAGAUUCUCCACUGUGAAGGAACUCACAAACACCCUGAAGGACUUCAUCCUCAAGUCCGACUCCGAAAGCUAUACCAUUCAAAAGUGCUGUCGGCCUCGGCAAGGAGAGCUUUCCAACCUCCUCGUAAGGAGACGUGGCAAAGAUGGCGGAGCCAGCGCCCGGACUCUAUCCCCGAACAAGUUGGAGCUGUGCUUCCAGAUCAAGUAUAAAGACCUCGUUCUGGGGCAGCAUUUGGGUUUCGGCACGAGAACUCAAAUCUACUCGGCGCAUCUCCAAGUCGGGUUGGCGACUGACGGGCAGGACGACGACGACUUGGCCGGCGAUCGAUACAAAAAGGUCCAAGUGGUUCUCAAGGUUCUCGAGCAAAGCAAAGAUGACAUCACAUCCGCUUUUUUUGAGAUGGCAAGUCUCAUGAGCCAGGUGUCUCACAAUCACCUGGUGUUUGUCCAUGGUUUGUCUGUCAACGGAUCUGAAAACAUUAUGGUGGAGGAGUUUGUGGAAUUUGGACCUCUCGACGUUUUCCUUCAGCGAGAAAAAGACAAAUUGACUCCAAGGUGGAAAUUUACUGUGGCCAAACAACUUGCCGGUGCCCUAAAUUAUCUCGCGACUAAAGGUGUCACCCAUGGAAACGUUUGUGCCAGGAAUGUCCUGGUGGCGAGGCGAGGUCUGGGUCAAGGUGCGUCUCCUUUAGUCAAGCUGAGUGACCCGGGCAUUGCCGUCAAUAUACUUUUCCUAGAAGAGCGAGUCGAGCGCAUUCCCUGGAUCGCACCCGAGUGCGUUUACAGCAAGGCGCCCGUCGGCCCGGGCGCUGACCAGUGGAGCUUCGGCGUCACGCUGCUGGAAAUCUGCAACGACGGCCAGCUCCCCCUGAGCGAGGCCACGUUGCUGGAGAAAGAGCGCUUCUAUCAGCAAAAGGGGACAUUGAUAGCGCCGUCCUCCCAGGACAUGGCCGUCUUCAUCAACAGGUGUCUCGUCUACGAGCCUUUGGAGCGGCCUCGCUUCUGCUCUUUGCUCCGAGACCUCAUCGACAUCAUGAAAAAAAAUCCGGAAAUAUGUCCCAGUGAGACUCUUCCUCAGGUUCAGUCCACCGUGUAUCUCAAGCGUCAUCUGAAAAAGAGGAACAUCUUGGGAAAGGGUAAUUUCGGAAUGGUGACGCUGUAUAUGUACGACCCGGCCAACGACGGCAAGGGAGAGCUGGUGGCCGUCAAGGCUUUAAAACAAGAAGACGGCCCCUUGCCCAAGUGCUGGCUGAAGGAGAUCGAAACCAUCAAGUCCCUCCAUCACACCAACAUUGUCAAGUACAAAGGAUGCUGCACUGAAAUGGGAGGACAGGUGGUGCAGCUGAUAAUGGAGUUCCUUCCGCUGGGCAGCCUGGAAAAAUACCUUCAAAAACAAGAGCAGAGUACAUCCCAGUGCUUGCUGUUUGCUCAGCAGAUCUGCGAGGGGAUGGAAUACUUGCACUCAAAGCGAUUCAUCCAUCGGGACCUCGCCGCACGUAAUAUCUUAGUAAAAAAUGAAAGCUUGGUGAAGAUCGCAGACUUUGGAUUGUCUAAAUAUAUCCCCGAGGAUAACACCUACUAUCGUGUGUCUGAAGAUGGUGGUAGCCCAGUUUUCUGGUAUGCCCUCGAGUGCCUGAAGCUAAACAAAUUUUCAUUUCACUCCGACAUCUGGUCCUUUGGUGUGACGCUUUACGAGAUCCUGACCCGCUGCGAUCCGAGCCAAAGCCCCCCCAUGAUGUUUACCAAGAUGGCGGCGUUGUCCUCGUCCCUCAGAGAGAUGACUGUGAAUGUGCUCAUCGUCUUGUUGGAGAAGCGGCAGCGCUUGCCUUGUCCCAAAAACUGCCCACCUGAGCUGAGGAGAAUAACCAUGCAGUGUUGGGAUCAAGAUCCUGCAGAAAGGCCGUCGUUCCAUGCUUUGUUUGAGCAGUUGGAAAAUAUACGCUCACAGCCAAGUGUUGACAUUUUUCGAUCUGGACUUCAAUCUGUUUGUUUGACUACCACUUAGAAAUGCAUUUACAAAUGUCAGCUGCCUUCCUCCACAAAUUGUGGUCUGGCAUUAUUGUGAUGAACAUGGAGCAUCACGAGGAAAAGGUCAACAGACCGAGAGACUGUCAACUUGCGCAUUUGGUUGUUGAAUUUUUGUACAUUUUACAAGGGUUGUUAGAUUUUGCAUUAGAUUUUUAUAACAAAAAUCAUGAAA
Messenger RNA from Syngnathus acus (greater pipefish), 3877 nucleotides. It is a transcript of the gene tyk2, whose product is annotated as tyrosine kinase 2. Gene Ontology annotation, biological process: cytokine-mediated signaling pathway; peptidyl-tyrosine phosphorylation; cell differentiation. Lineage: Eukaryota; Metazoa; Chordata; Actinopteri; Syngnathiformes; Syngnathidae. The transcript has 24 exons. The record is from RefSeq and is a predicted model, not a curated record. Gene Ontology annotation, cellular component: membrane; cytoskeleton; cytosol. The coding region runs from base 179 to 3682 and encodes 1167 amino acids. Gene Ontology annotation, molecular function: ATP binding; cytokine receptor binding; non-membrane spanning protein tyrosine kinase activity.